AUGGCGGCACCGCCACCGCCCCGGAUGUGGCGCCCCCUGGCGGUCGGCCCGCCCGGCAGGCUCUGCGGGCGGACCGGCCUUGGCGGCGGCUGUCGAGCCAGCGGCGCUGGCGGGGCCCGGCCGCGAGGGGGCGCCAGCGGCUUCCGGCGGCAGCGGCGGGCGGUGCGGCCGCAUCCGCCUCGCUGCCGCCGCGCGACCAGUCCCCGCGCGCCGCAGGGGGCGAUGGCGCCGCCGCUGUCUCUGCCCUUGUCCCUGUCCCUGUCCCUGUCCCUGCCCGCGGCGGCGCUGGAGACCCUCGCCACCCUCCUGCUCGUCCUGAUUUGUGCAAUAGCUUACAUAACUCCCAAAAAAAUACCAACCCUUCACCGACGCAAAGAAGAGAAAUUCUUCGUAAGCGCUGAAGGCAGGAAAGAACCUGUACGAAGUAUACAUGAUCCCCCUACAAGGGACUCUGUUGUGAUGCCUUCACAUGAUGACAAAGACUGGUUACCUCUUAUGAUGGAUGAAGCUUUGGAUUAUCUAGAAAAAAGACAGAAGCGAGACUUAUGAAGUCAUAGUGGCUAAUGAUGGCAGUAAAGAUCAAACUACAAAGACUCCAGCGAACACUGGCAAUGCAUUUGUGCUGACUGAAGUGGUUAUACCUCUGUGCUGUUAAUUUAUUUUGUUUUAAAAGGGCGUUUGACAUGGAACUUCUUUAUGUAGCCCAGCGCUUGAAAAUACCUAUAGCAGAAGUUGCUGUUAACUGGACUGAAAUAGAAGAAUUCUCAGCUAUUAAGGCCUCCUCUGAGGCACCAUCUCUUCUGAAGAUGUGAUGUUCUUUCAGACCCAUAGGGAGGUCUCUGACACUGGGUUACUGGAAAGUAUAGCUCCAUGCAUAUUUUGUCAUAGCAAAGCCAGCUGAAGAGGUACUGCUUGCUUCUGCUCACUUACCUCCCAUCAAAUGCAGUUCCUCCAUUUUUUUUUACCCUUUUUGUGGUUUUGUCUUUUCUCAAUCUGAAUCUCUUCCCCUCAACACAACUCCUGAACAACAGAUAGUGCAAUGAACUGCAGUGAUGAUGAAGGGUGCAAGUAGAGAACAUCCUGAGACAGCUUUGCUAGAAAGGUAAAGCUUCCUUUCGAUGCAGUUCCACACGUGCAUUACACCUAUCACAAAUGUUAGCAGAGAUGGAAGAAAGCUUCGUUUCGUGGUGUAGGUUCCUUACUUGCCUGAAGAUUGGCACAUUCAUAUUACUGCUGUAAGAUAAGGUGGUGGUGCUCUUCUCCAAAGUUGAUAAAAAGAUCAUUUGACUAAUUAUUGGUGUUCAGGUUCCUCUUUACUCCUGUCAUGGACUGUGCAUCUUGUCACAUACAUGGAAUUACUGUGCUGCUUACAAACUGGAGUCUCCCACCUGCGGCAUAAUGUAAUUACUAUAAAGCCAUAACUUUCAAAAUAUAAAUUUUUAUUAAUAUUAAGAUCUAGGUUGUGUGACUGAGUGUGCUGAAAAUGCAGAGUUUCAAGACUGCUUAGGUGUGUGUCUUGCCAGUGCUCAUUUUUUUCUAAUAAUGUCCUGAUUUUCUUCUUCAUUAAUCACAGGUUCUAAGUUAGUAGAAGUUUGGAGCUGGCUGCAGAUGGGCAGGGAUCUUCUUUUUAUACGACUGCGAUAUAUGACUGGUGCCUGGCAGCUGGAAAGAAGAAAAUAUAAUUAGGUUAUUUACAUUUUCCAAAUAUAUUAUUAUAUUUAAUGGAACAUGAGAACAGUUUCAAUCAAGUGAAGUAGUGAUGAAAGCUGAGGUAAUUUGUCAUUGCUCCUCCUCUUGUAUGUUUCAUUUUUGCAGCAUGUGUGUGUUUUGUAAGAUUGCUGGCAGGGAAUUUGUACAUUUUUAAAAGAGAAAGCAUUUCAAAAAAGAUUUUCUUACCUAGUAAUCAGUUUUUAUUUUAUUAAAUAGUAGCUUUAACAUGUCUUAUAAAUUAAUUCAAAUAAAUAUAUCUGCUUUUGUCUCAUCACACUUCUGGAAUUUCCAUACACGUAUUAAAAAGAGGCACUCUAUUCUACAUUGUGCAAUGUUGUGUCAUGAAUGACCUCAACCAUUUGUUUCUGUGAUAUCUGGAAAUUUUAGGCCAUAUUGCAACUUGAAAUUAUCAUUCAUGGUUCACACUGAUGCAUGUUUAGAUUCAAUGUUAUGGGAAACAUUAAUGGAUUUUACUGAGUUAUAACAGCAACGUUCUUAAGGUUGUUCUCAGGACUUUUCAGUAGUCUCUUAAAAUUCCAAAUGUUUUUGUCUGAAGCUGAAAUAGUUUUCCUGAGAUCAAACUGCAGAUCAUGUGCAGACUGUAGAAGGUCCAAGACCAAGCACAUUUAGUUUUAAAAUGUUGUCUUUUAUAAAUGUGUUUUGUUUGUGUGUACUAAUUAUUCCUGCCUACUCAAGACUAGAAGUCCUUGACAUCUACAGGUCUGAAGUGAAGAGGGUAUGGAAAGCUAGUUCAGAGCAUGCAAAAAUGAGACCCAGUGUACACUGGGGGGGCUGUGCAUUAGCAAUGCCAAUCUGAUGUUGUCACACUUAAAAUGAGAUCAGAGAGGGAGGGAGGGGUCUUGAGUCUUUCAUAGUAAUGUCAUACUAUGUUACAGUACAGUAACCUAGUUUCAUUUGUGCUUUCAAAAUAGUUGUGGAUUGCCAACAAACUAAGCCAGUCUGUCUUUCAGAAACAUGUACAAAUUUCAACAUGUAAAGAAUGAAUGGUAUAUGGUUGUACUUUGACAUGGAAAUUCACUGGUGAUUUUUCUUAUUCUUUCUGUAAUAUUGACUUGAAUUUUGUUCCUGUUAGGGUUACCGCAGUUUUCUAUCAAGUGCUGAAAUAAAUUCUCAAAAAAUAUA
Molecule: messenger RNA, 2853 nt
Organism: Pseudopipra pipra
Lineage: Eukaryota; Metazoa; Chordata; Aves; Passeriformes; Pipridae
Gene: ALG5
Product: ALG5 dolichyl-phosphate beta-glucosyltransferase
Source: RefSeq, a predicted model, not a curated record